CUUCCCUCUGGGGAGAGGAAGAGCCCAGGAGGCGCCGGCAUUGAGGCAGGGCUCAGCGGGAGGGACGGGCUCGGACUGACUGGCUGGCUGGCUGGCAUGGAGGCCGUCCUGCUGGAGCACUUCCCCGCCGGGCUGGACGCCUUCUCCUCGGAGCCCUACUUCGACGACGAGGACUUCUUCACGGACCACUCCUUGGACGGUGACGAGCUGCCGGGCUUCCCGGAGGCGCCCUUCCACGCCUGUUUCCGCGGGGCUUCCGAGGGCGCUUCCGAGGGCUCCUCGCCGCCGCUCCUGCCCGGCUUCGAGGGCUACUCUCCCGGCGGGGGCGGCCUGAAGGCGGCGUCGCGGCGUCGGAGGAGAGUGCGCUCCGAGGCGGAGCUGGCCCAGCUGCGCCAGGCGGCCAACGUGCGGGAGCGGCGGCGGAUGCAGUCGCUGAACGACGCCUUCGAGGGCCUGCGCGCCCACAUCCCCACGCUGCCCUACGAGAAGCGCCUCUCCAAGGUGGACACGCUGCGCCUCGCCAUCGGCUACAUCCACUUCCUCAGCGAGCUGCUCCACGCCGAGGCGCCCCUCCGAGGCAGCGGCGCCGGGUCCAGCCCCUGCCCGCCCAGGAAGGUCAUCAUCUGCCACCGAGGAACCAGAUCCCCUUCCCCAAGCGACCCCGACUAUGGACUUCCUCCCUUGGCUGGCCAUUCGCUCUCUUGGACUGACGAGAAGCAGCUCAAGGAACAAAACAUUAUCAGGACCGCCAAAGUGUGGACCCCCGAAGACCCCAGGAAGCUAAGCAACAAGCCUUCCCUGAACAACAUCGAGAACGAGCCACCCUUUGACUUCAUAUCAUGAAACCUGAAUGUCAUUGGACUGUAAAUAGCAAGACUUUCUACUCGUGUACAUUUGUAUUUAAAGACCUAUUUUCCAAGAUGGUACUUUUGAAUGAAAAAAGAAGAAGUAUUCUAAUGGCAAUCAACUUUUUUAUUUAUCUAUUUAUUGCUUAGCAAAGUUAGGGGAAAUAGAAUGGCCCUUUUGAAUGUAUAAUUUAUAUAAUUUAUCCUAAUUUAAGAAUAUGCAAUAACUUGAGAUUCUCCAGCAGCACCUCUUUGUUGGAAAAUGGAAACACUUCCCAGGAAAUGUGAACAUAAUUUAUUACCAGUUGUUGAAUGUACCAAUUAUAUUAUAUUAAUAAUAAACUUUGAUUAAAACCAA
Anolis carolinensis (green anole) is the source of this 1203-nucleotide messenger RNA. It is a transcript of the gene ptf1a, whose product is annotated as pancreas associated transcription factor 1a. Gene Ontology annotation, molecular function: RNA polymerase II transcription regulatory region sequence-specific DNA binding; protein dimerization activity; DNA-binding transcription factor activity, RNA polymerase II-specific. The record is from RefSeq and is a predicted model, not a curated record. Gene Ontology annotation, biological process: developmental process; regulation of transcription by RNA polymerase II. Bases 97 to 843 code for a protein of 248 amino acids. The transcript is spliced from 2 exons. NCBI's taxonomy places the organism in Eukaryota, Metazoa, Chordata, Lepidosauria, Squamata, Anolidae.